Molecule: messenger RNA, 1290 nt
Organism: Aspergillus piperis CBS 112811
Lineage: Eukaryota; Fungi; Ascomycota; Eurotiomycetes; Eurotiales; Aspergillaceae
Product: alpha/beta hydrolase
Exons: 1
Coding region: 151-1131 (326 amino acids)
Source: RefSeq, a predicted model, not a curated record
CCUCAAUCUUCCUCUCCAUUUUUCUCUCAGCUACUCGAUUCUUUGAGCAUCUUUCUCUAUAUUCCAGCCAUUCUGUUAUCCUUCUUUUUUUCUUCGAAUCUCAUAAUUUAUAGCUCUCCACAUAUAAAUCCCACCAACCACCAAGAUACAAUGACAACAACUACAGAAACCAGCCUCAUAACCCUCCCCACCAAGCCCACUGCCCAACUAAGCUAUACAUUUUACCCUCCGGCCUCUCGAUCCUCCAACAAGACCCUACUCAUCUUCCUCAACGGCCUCACAGCCCCCCAAACCUCGUGGAUCCCCAUCAUCCACCUCCUCCAAUCCACCCACCCACACAACCUCCCAGCCAUCCUCACCUACGACCGCUACGGCCAAGGACAGACUCCCUCCAGGGAUCCAGCCGACCAGGAUGCCCCAGACCCAGGCCACGGGCACGACAUCCUCUCUGCCCUGGACGACCUCCACCAACUCAUCCAGCAGAUUGCCAGACUCCAUCUCCACACAUCAACAACCCCCUCAGACCUAAACCUAAUUUUAGUAGGCAACUCCCUGGGCUGCGCUCUCGCCCGUCUUUACGCCCAAACGUACCCAGGCACUGUGUCCGCCCUCCUCCUGCUCGACAGCAUCCUCGCCAACUCGGAUUUCGUGUCUGUGAUUCCGGAUCCUACUGCACCGGGCUUUGUUCCACCGCCGAGAGAGGAUGGCAUCUCCGUUCAGGAUCUGGCCAUGGCGCGAGCUAUUGCGGGGAAGGUCUUUCAUCCAUCUGUGGGGAGUAAGGAGGGCCUGUCGAGACGGAAUCUGGCGGAGUUGUUGCCUGAGAGUGGUGGGCCGAGGCUGAUAGGGCCUGAUGCUGGAAGGGGGCCAUGGGUCACGGUCAUUGGACAUGAUGGGAAGACUUUUGCGGAGGAGAGCGUGAGGAUGACGGGUGGGAAGGUGUCUGGAAGGGUGUUCGAGGUGUAUGUCACCCCGUUUUGGGAGAGGUAUCAUCGGGGAUUGUUGGGUAUUACAGAUGAGGAGAGAGGGAGGGGACCACUUGUUGCUGAUGGUGCCGGGCAUGUGGUGCAACUGGGAAAUCCGGGGUUUGCGGCAGAGGAGUUGGGAAGAUUGCUGGAUAAGGUUAUGGGGUGAUAGUCGAUUCUAGUUCGGAUGGGUUAGAUGGCUGCUUUUGUUCCUGGGGGACUGUUUACACCUAGGUGCUAGUACUCGGCAUCAAUGUAUUUUAUUUUAGUAGAUUUCAACUGCCAGGAUAAGGGGUUGAGAUUAAUAGCACUCACUUACUUCCAAAUC